Sebastes umbrosus (honeycomb rockfish) is the source of this 1440-nucleotide messenger RNA. Its product is annotated as putative ferric-chelate reductase 1. Lineage: Eukaryota; Metazoa; Chordata; Actinopteri; Perciformes; Sebastidae. The transcript has 7 exons. The record is from RefSeq and is a predicted model, not a curated record. Bases 164 to 937 code for a protein of 257 amino acids. Gene Ontology annotation, biological process: regulation of glutamate receptor signaling pathway.
UGCAUAAAGUCCUUUCCCCUUCCUGCAUCACCACCGUUAAGAGUCAGCGCUGACGUUCACUGAUUUAAAUCAUCAUCAGGGAUCAUACGCACACAGAAGAGCAGAAACUACUGAACAAAGAACAUUCUUGCAACUCAACUCAUUUGACUUUUACAGCUCAGAAAUGGAACGAGGAAUGAUCCUGUUGAUUGCUGCACUGGUGGUCUAUGUGGCACCGGAUGUCCAAGGAACCUUUCAUUUGUCAUUUGCCGAUAAUAAUACACAGGUGAACAUCACUCGAGAUGGUUGCGGAACCACUAAACUGUGUGUGGAGACCCCAGACAACUGCGAUCCUGCUGCCACAACUGGAGGCUGUCUGUUUGCGUCUGUGGUCGCCGGCACCUCAAUGGCUCCCAACGGCACUAAACUGUCCAUCGAACUCAGGGGAUACUCCAUGGGAUUCGUCGCAUUUGGUCUCACUACGAAUGCCACAGUGGGCACCAGCAUGCUUUUCAUCUGCUCUCAAAACAUGUCCAACAAUGGGUCGUUCUUCUUCCGGACAAGGAAUAGAAACAACACCAAUGAAAUGCUGACUCCAAGUGAGAGGAUAACGAAAGAAAUCGUUGGUAUGGUGAACGGAAAUAUCAUUUCCUGUGAGUUCGAUAUCCCAAACGCGAACUCCUCUACCAAGACCACGAUGGAUACCAACUACCAGAUAAUCCUCCUGAAUGGGACUUAUAAUAGAUGGUUUUGGCAACGGCGUCGUCCGACUGACCACAGAUGUUCUGAACAUCUCCAACCCGAUGGCCAACAUCCCCGCCACCACACAGGCACCCAACACAACCAUGGCCAACAGCGGCGGAGCUGUCCACCCUCAUGCUAUUCUGUCCCUGAUGAGCGUCCUCACCCUGUUCGUCAUGCUGAGAGCUUGAAAGUCCUGUCCGGUUGGAUACAAUGAAGAGAAAAACUGAGUGUCAAGCUAUGUAUACAAAUGUUAUUACUGAACUUAUUUGGACUUGUUUUAAUUAUCUUUUGCACUGUUUGUACUUUGAGCUGAAACUCCAGCUAAAAAAAAAAAUUAUAUUCAUGUGGCUUUUGCAAGGACUUCUUGUGGUAAAUAAUUAUUUAAUUUUCUGCAUAGGACUUUAUACUUUAUAUCUGUAUCUAUAUUACGGUUUUGCACUUGUGUGAACUUUUGCACCUAAACCCGUCCGUCCGGCGCCACAAGCAAUUUCUGCCAAUGCUAGUUGACGGACGAGUUUGAGUUGUUUAUUGUAACAUCUUGGCAGUUAACCUCAAAUGACAAACAGCCAACAUCCUCAAUGAGAAACCCAACCCAAGAGUGUGUUUAUUCUAUUCUAUUCUCUACAUGUGAAAUGUACUGUGACUGUAAAAUAACUUUUAAGGGUACGGCAAAGGAGUUCUAAAAUAACAAUAAAGAAAUGAAUGAAAUUCUGGUUU